GCGCCUUGUAUUGAGGUCCUCGUUGGCGGCUCGGCGCCACUCGUCUCAUGAGCAUUUCAUGACUGUUUGAGCAAAAUAUUGAGUGGAAAUAAGGUUUUGAACGACGUUGCGUAAACGUUUUGUUCGCAAUGAAUCUCGAACUUCUUGAAUCGUUCGGGCAGAAUUAUCCAGAGGAGGCAGAUGGCACUCUGGACUGCAUUAGCAUGGCCCUCACAUGCACCUUUAACAGAUGGGGUACCCUGCUGGCUGUAGGCUGUAACGAUGGCCGCAUUGUCAUUUGGGACUUCCUCACACGGGGUAUCGCCAAAAUAAUUAGUGCACACAUUCACCCAGUGUGCUCUCUUUGUUGGAGUCGAGAUGGUCACAAGCUGGUCAGUGCUUCUACAGACAACAUAGUCUCUCAGUGGGAUGUCCUGACAGGGGACUGUGACCAAAGAUUCAGGUUCCCAUCACCAAUCCUAAAGCUGCAGUGUCACCCUCGAGACAUGGACAAGGUGCUUGUUUGCCCCAUGAAGUCAGCGCCUGUCCUGUUGACCCUGUCAGACUCCAAACACGUCGUCCUUCCUGUUGAUGAUGAUUCUGACCUUAACGUUGUGGCAGCUUUUGACAGAAGAGGGGAAUACAUCUAUACUGGAAAUGCCAAAGGAAAAAUUUUGGUGCUGAACACAAACACACAGGAGCUGGUUGCUUCCUUCAGAGUUACCACUGGUACCAGUAACACAACAGCCAUCAAAUCCAUUGAGUUUGCACGCAAGGGAAGUUGCUUCCUGAUAAACACAGCUGAUCGAAUCAUCAGAGUCUAUGAUGGCAGAGAGAUACUGACCUGUGGCCGAGAUGGGGAGCCUGAGCCUAUGCAGAAACUUCAGGAUCUUGUCAACAGAACUCCGUGGAAGCGCUGCUGUUUUUCUGGUGAUGGCGAGUACAUUGUUGCUGGUUCAGCACGACAGCACGCCUUGUACAUCUGGGAGAAAAGUAUCGGCAACCUGGUGAAAAUUCUACACGGAACCAGAGGAGAGCUGCUCCUGGAUGUUGCUUGGCAUCCUGUCCGUCCAAUUAUUGCCUCCAUAUCCAGUGGUGUGGUUUCGAUUUGGGCCCAGAACCAAGUGGAAAACUGGAGUGCUUUUGCUCCAGACUUUAAAGAAUUAGAUGAAAAUGUGGAAUACGAGGAGAGGGAAUCUGAAUUUGACAUAGAGGAUGAAGACAAGAGUGAGCCAGAGCAAACAGGUGGAGAUGCAGCUGAAGAUGAAGAGGUUGAUGUCACCACCGUGGACCCCAUUGUUGCUUUUUGCAGCAGUGAUGAAGAGCUGGAGGAUUACAAAGCUCUGCUGUAUCUGCCCAUUGCCCCUGAGGUGGAAGAUCCAGAGGAAAAUCCAUUUGGCCCCCCACCGGAUACUGCGGUCCAGUCAGGCGGGGGAGAGGACGCAUCAGCAGGAGGCGACAAGAAACAACGGCCGCCAUCAUCUGAUGGAGGACCCCCCAAGAAGAAAGGCCGCACCACCACCAUUGAGCUGCAGGGUGUACCGAGUGACGAGGUACACCCUCUACUGGGUGUGAAAGGAGACGGCAAAUCCAAGAAGAAGACGGCAGGUCGGCCCAAAGGCUCCAAAGGUAAAGACAAAGACUUCCCAUUCAGGGCCAAACCCUACAGGAGCGAGCGGGCCUCCUUCCCCAUGGAGGUCUUGGGCAGCUCUGGCCUGGGAGGAGGUGGAGGAGGAAGUGGAGGAGGAGGGAUGAAGGGCAGGGCAGAAGUGGGCCUGGCCACAGGGUCUCUCGUCUCCCAGUCGUACAAACAGCACGACAUUGGGGGGAUGGAUUGAUCAUGGAUGAAGAGCACUGGCAGGUCCAAAAUCAAAGACUUUCAAACCAGCAGACUUUUCGCUGCUUGGUCCCCCGCUUGGUGACUGAGACUCAGGAGUCUCUGUCAGGAGUCAUCCCAGUAGAGAUCACAUGUCUUUUGUCGGUUUUAUCCUGUAGAAAACGUCCAUGUCCUGAUAGAGUGACUGUGGGAAUGU
Messenger RNA from Synchiropus splendidus (mandarinfish), 2012 nucleotides. RefSeq names its product retinoblastoma binding protein 5 (gene rbbp5). Gene Ontology annotation, molecular function: protein binding. The coding region runs from base 129 to 1817 and encodes 562 amino acids. The transcript is spliced from 14 exons. The record is from RefSeq and is a predicted model, not a curated record. Gene Ontology annotation, cellular component: Set1C/COMPASS complex. NCBI's taxonomy places the organism in Eukaryota, Metazoa, Chordata, Actinopteri, Syngnathiformes, Callionymidae.